AUGGGCGCCAGAGCCCGUGGACGCGUUGCUGCGUCGAGUCCUGUGGUGCUGUUGCCGGUGCCAGUUGCCCCAGUGAGGAUUACCUUCAGAGACGGUGGGGGUGUGUGGGACCAAGAAUUGAGCAGUAGCAGCAGCAUCACUGAGAGUUCCAGCAGUCAUGCCGUGGAGAUCCAAGACAAUUUUGAACAGUUCUUGUCCCAUGCGUUUUUGAGCACAAGAGGGUCUCUGAAGGUCCGCAUGCCAUGGGAAAAGGGUGUGUUCAAGAGCAUUUUCAAGAAACCUGACAGUGGCAGACUGGAGUGGGCUGGACAGCCAAGACAGUGGGUUGAGCAUUGCAUGGAAGCUGCAGUGGAACCACUUGAUGAGCUGUCAGUGGCUAUGUGCAGUCGGCCACAGUUGGUUGGUGCUUAUUUCGAGCAUGCCCUCGCCUCAGGUUCUGACCAGUCUUUCUUUCAGCAACGACAGACAACUGCCAUAACCCGUGCAAAUGCCCUUUUGAAAUUCAUCAGAUGGAGGGCUGAGACGUCGGAGAACGAUGGCAGGGAGUUUUCCGAGAUGGAGAAUGUGGAGGAGGUGGCCCUGGAUUUUGUGGAUGAGUGUGGGUACAUGGAGGUGAGUACAAGAACCCACAAAACGGCCCGGUCAGCAGCUCAGAAGUCGAGACUUCUGCCUAUAGUGAUUCCAGCGGUGGGCAUCACCGGUUGUGAGUGGCUUUCAGCUGCAAAGGUGGCUUUCGAAAAUUUUGGGCUUGAGUUUGAAGGCCGUGUUGGAGGGCCCUUCUUUCGACCACCGGGGUCGGAUGGGAACACCCACUGUCGGCGUGGCCUGACUUCACAUGAGGUGACAAAGUUUUUGCGGCUCAUGCUUGAAGGUGACAAUGUGAACCAAAGUGAGCCGAGGGUGUCGUCACACUCGCUGAAAGCGACCUUGUUAUCAUGGGCAGCCAAAUCAGGAAUGAGUCCAGCAGACCGCGCAAUCCUGGGCCGGCAUUCAAGUGCCUACUUGGAGUCGAGUGCGGUCUAUGCCAGAGACCUUGCUUUUGGAGCGGUGCAUCGACUUCAAGAUGUGCUGAGGAAAAUUCACAGUGGGGAGUUUUUGCCAGACGCUCCCAGGUCUGGGUACCACCCAGUGGCGUCAGUGACGGUGGAGCCUACAGAACCUGUGGAUUGCCAGGUUGUCAAGGUCGAAGAUGAGGUGACAGACCCGGAGACCGCAUUGGUGGGGCCUGAGGAGGCUGUGGUCAUUGAUGACGAACCCUUUGAAGCAUCAUCUGAUGGUUCAGAAUCUGUGGAAGACUCAGACUCGUCAGAGGAGGUUCCAAAGCCCCAAGUCAAGUGCUUUAGACACCAUGCAGUUGGACCGUUAGCAGGCUUGUUUGUGAUGCACAAUGUGUCAAAGUUGGUCCAUUACUCUGACCCUGCAGUAUUGGACGGAAAAGGAUUCAAUUUUGCCGCCGUGGCAAGCUUGCUGGACUCUGAGGCACAAUUUAUCCAGCGUACAAUCGACUUGAAAUUGUCGGAGGAGUUGAAACGCAGCCUUAAAAGGACUGGUUUGCAGACAUUUGGUACGUUUGCAUAUGCCCAUGGCCAACCUGGUCAAAACAUCUCAGAUGAAGGUUUCGAAGCUUGGGUGACUGGACAGCUUUUGACAGGUGCAACAAUAGCUGAUGUUGCUGGGGCCAAACGUCUCCUAUUUGAGAGUCAAACAAUGGUCCUAGCAUCCUUACAGGAUCAGGUCAAUGCGACGGAUGCUUCUGCAAUCAAGAAGGUACCCGUGGUUGAGCGGGAAACCAAAAUGAGGGCCAUUAAAAGAAGACUGACAGGCCUUCUCAUCGAAGGACCGCUUGAACCUGGACAUUCCCUUUUGGACACCACAGCCAGUAUGAUGCAACUCAAUGAAAUCAAAUACAUCCCUCCUGAAAAAUGCAUUUCAAGGACUCAUGAAGUGUUGAAUCAGAAGUCCCCGACAAAGCAGUUGGACAUUUCAGCAGAGAACCUGGUUGUGAAGGAAAAACAGGAUACUCCUGAUAUGACGGUCACUUCAGCGCUUCAAGUACAAGAAGCUUUUCAGCGACGAGGCAUAGCGUUGGUGUUCGCGGAUUUGGUCACUCAUGAGAGCUACACCAGAUACCUCACCACUUUGUUUGGACAUUUGCAUAGGGACCCACCAACGGGCUAUGCAAGAACAUCAGUGAGUCAGCUUGUGUCGGCCGACAAGACGGUGUGGCAGAUGUUGUUGGAGGAGGGUGUUCAACCCAAAAGGGAUGAAUCAGGUGAUUUAGCGUUGGAUGUGAAGCUCAUGGAGAGUCUCCAGAGUUAUAGAGUUUCCUUUUCUUUGCUGCCAUUGAUAGCCAAGAAAGACACUGGACCUGGACCGUCAAAGGUAUCGAAGCCGGCAGUGACUCAUGGUGGCAAGGGAUCCAACUCGCAUGUGCAGAAACCUUGGCUGAAACCCAAGGGUGGAAAGAAAGGAAGCAAGGGCAAGGUCAGGGUUCCUAACCACAUCUUCAAGUUGGGCGGCACUUCAUCCAAUCCAGCAGGCGACCCAAUCUGUUUUGGCUACAACAGCAGUUCAGGUUGCCCAGAUGCAGCCGACGGAGCCAAGUGUCGGCGAACAUCAAGUUGCGUGAUUCACAUGGCAGGGCGUUGCUUGGGCCGAGACCUCUCCGUUCGGCAGCUUGGCCCGAAGGGCUACCAGGAACAGUUCGGAGAUGAUCAUGAGGUGUCCCUGAAAUCCAUGCGCGCAGUUGCAACGGCCCAGCCAAAAGCAGCAAAGUUUCCUCCUGUUGUGCGGGAGCACAAAACCAUUGUCCGCAUCACAGGGCCUUUUGAGGCACUAGCAAAGGCACCAGUGGCACCCAUGCAACGUCUCAAGACUAGCUGGCCCGUUCCCGACUCUUGUCAGACUGAUGUGCCGAUGUUGCCUAAGGGAGCUCAGUUGUUGCGUGUGACACCCCUACGGUCAAGUGGGGGUAUGCUGGAUACUGGAAAUUCAAGGAUAGGUCUGUUUGAGCAAGCUUGGGGCAUUCCGUUCGAGCCAGAGGAGUUCAUAUGGGAGGCAGUGCAAAGAGGUCACCCCAGGUUGUUUUCGCGAUUGGUGCCUAGUGUUUUGCAAGAAGCCAUCAGCAACAAUUUUUGUGAAGGCAGUUUGCAUAGACUCCCUAGGGACAGAAGCCUCUGGUUUGCAAAAUGGACUGAGCGUGCAAAGCAAUUGAGACAUGAGGACAUGGAAAUCAAGAAGGCAUUACCAGAGCAUGCUGCAAAGAUUUUGGAGCCAAAAAGAUUGGCACUCUUCAAGGAAAUUUUAUUGGACUUAAACUAUCCUGAUGUUGGAGCAUUUGAUGAGCUGGUACAAGGUACAGAGCUGGUUGGUGAGGUACAACCUUACGGAAUUUUUGAGAAAGCGUUCAAGCCAGCCGAAAAAACGAUUGAACAAGUCAGUCAGGCGAGUCGCUCUGAGAGACUGCUAAAUUUUUACAAGUGUUCAUCUUCGGGCGAUGGGGAGAUCGAUGAAAUGGUUUAUAGCAAGACGUUGGAGGAAGUGGAAUUUGGUUGGGCUUGUGGGCCCCUUGAAUUGGAUCACCUUCCAAAUGAUGCUGUAGUCAGCAGGAGGUUCGGGUUAAGGCAGCCAGGGAAAAUUCGUUUGAUAGAUGAUCUCAGUGCCAGUGGUGUGAAUCAAACGGUACAAACAGUGGAAUCACCCAAACCACACUCAGCGGAUUUCAUAGCUGCCAUGCUUUUGGAAGUUUUGAAAUGCAACAAAGGAAUGCCCUUGAUGGGCAGAUCCUUUGACUUGAAGUCGGCAUACAAGCAACUAGCAAUAGCCACGCAGUCGCUGUCGUUUGCUUUUGUUGCAGUAUAUAACCCCAAGAAGGCCAAGGCAGAGGUCUUUCAGCUGCUCGCGGCGCCGUUUGGAGCAACAAGAAGUGUAUAUUCUUUUUUGAGACUCUCCAAUGCCAUAUGGUACAUAGGUGUGAAGGCGCUUAAUCUCAUAUGGAGUUGUUUCUUUGACGAUUAUGUCGUGUUUGCCAGAGAUGAGCAUGUCAACAAUACAAAUCAGGCUGUGUCCCUGCUUUUCAAACUAUUGGGGUGGAGAUUUGCUGAAGAGGGUGAGAAAGCCGAAAGUUUCGCAAGAGAAUUUGGAGCCCUGGGCAUUAGAAUCAUUUUGGAUGAGUGCCCUCAGGGGCUGGUGAAGUUCACCAACACUAAGAAGCGAGCAAAUGAAUUGAUCGAUACCAUCAAUACCAUCUUGCAGAAGGGGAGCAUGACGCUGGUAGAGGCGCAGAGGCUCAGAGGGAGAAUGCAGUUCAUGGAUGGGCAACUUUUUGGUCGUUUGGGAAAGUUAUGCAUGAGGGAAGUUUCCAAUCACACCUGCGAGUUUCAGAAUGCUAAAGUGUCAAAUCGAACAGCUCAAGCUCUGCGCCGGUUUGCAGUAUUUUUGGAAUAUGCAGAACCUCGAAAAAUUCACUUGUGCACUGACAAGGUGUGGCAUGUGUACACGGACGCAUGUUAUGAACCAACUGCAGAAAAAUGGAAGUGUGGCUUAGGUGGAGUCCUUGUCGGACCCUUUGCAAACAAGGUGGCAUUUUUCUCAAUCUCUUUGGAUGAAGAUCAAAUGGGAAUUCUCGGUGCUGACACAAAGAAGACAAUCAUCUUUGAAUCAGAAUUGCUAGCGAUGGUAGUCGCCUUCUCAGUUUGGAAGGAGGUGCUAUCGGCGAUGUCCAUGAUUUGCUUUGUGGACAACAACUCAGCCAGGGAUGUUGCCAUCUCGGGAAACGGUCGCAAUUUUACAGCAAACUUGUUGAUUGAUUUCCUGUUGAAGUUAGAAAUGUCCAGCUGCACCACACCUUGGUACACCAGGGUUCCUACGCCCUCAAAUGUUGCUGAUGAACCGUCAAGAGGAGAUGUAGCUGAGCUCAUGGCGCAGAAUGUUCCUGAAACAAAUGUCAAAGAGGCUCUGCAGGAAAUCAUGACGGUGUUAGCAGAAGAUGCGGUUAAAAGGGGAUCGACUGGAUGA
This is a messenger RNA of Cladocopium goreaui, 5016 nucleotides long. The record is from the annotation of a GenBank genome assembly. Lineage: Eukaryota; Dinophyceae; Suessiales; Symbiodiniaceae.